UCUCUCUCUCUCUCUCUGAAGCUUGUGCUCUGUUUUGGAACAGAAACGCCAUGGCGACUGGAGUUUCGAUUACUUCAAGCGCAUCAACGCACUGUUUCAAACAAAAAACUCACCAGAUUCCGACACGCUUUUCCAAUUCAAUCUCCUGCUCGCCAAAAAUAUGUGGAAUUUCUUCUACCUCUAGGAAAAACAAGACCUUGAGAGUACGCUUGGUUAUGGAGAAGAAAGCAGAGGAUGUUAUCAAAGUUGACGAAGAAAUUGACACUCUGAAAUCCGGCGACGCUAUAAACAAUCAGAUCACAGGCGCCUCACGUGGGGAAGAGAGAUUAGAAAGGAAAAGAUUCGAAAGAUAUACUUAUCUUGUCGCUGCAAUCAUGUCCAGUCUCGGAGUCACUUCCAUGGCCGCCAUAUCUGUUUAUUACAGAUUUUCUUGGCAAAUGGAGGGUGGAGAAUUUCCACUUUUGGAAAUGUUCUGCACAUUUGCUCUCUCUGUAGGCGCUGCUGUGGGAAUGGAAUUCUGGGCUAGGUGGGCUCACAGGGUGCUCUGGCACGCUUCAUUGUGGAAUAUGCACGAGUCCCAUCACCAACCCAGAAAGGGUCCCUUUGAAGUCAACGAUGUUUUCGCCAUCAUCAACGCUAUCCCAGCGAUUAUUCUUCUUGCUUAUGGGUUCUCUAACAAGGAUGUAAUUCCAGGACUCUGCUUCGGUGCGGGUCUAGGGAUCACAGUGUUUGGGAUGGCCUACAUGUUUGUGCAUGAUGGACUUGUCCACCGUCGAUUUCCAGUAGGGCCCAUCGCAAAUGUUCCUUAUUUACGAAGAGUUGCUGCAGCUCACCAACUUCAUCACUCUGAUAGAUUUGAUGGGGUGCCAUAUGGGUUGUUCUUGGGCCCAAAGGAAGUAGAAGAAGUUGGGGGAAUGGAAGAGUUGGAAAAUGAAAUCCAACGAAGGAUCAAGCAAUCCAAAGGUUCUUAGUUCUUAUGAUAGUCAAUUCUAGAAAUGGGUUGGUCUUUAUUUUGUGAUUUGGUAAA
Messenger RNA from Corylus avellana, 1027 nucleotides. RefSeq names its product beta-carotene hydroxylase 1, chloroplastic. Gene Ontology annotation, biological process: carotene metabolic process; xanthophyll biosynthetic process. Gene Ontology annotation, molecular function: beta-carotene 3-hydroxylase activity; iron ion binding. The record is from RefSeq and is a predicted model, not a curated record. Lineage: Eukaryota; Viridiplantae; Streptophyta; Magnoliopsida; Fagales; Betulaceae. Gene Ontology annotation, cellular component: chloroplast.